This is a messenger RNA of Equus quagga, 3995 nucleotides long. RefSeq names its product adenosine monophosphate deaminase 2 (gene AMPD2). The record is from RefSeq and is a predicted model, not a curated record. Gene Ontology annotation, biological process: IMP salvage; AMP metabolic process. Gene Ontology annotation, cellular component: cytosol. The transcript is spliced from 18 exons. NCBI's taxonomy places the organism in Eukaryota, Metazoa, Chordata, Mammalia, Perissodactyla, Equidae. The coding region runs from base 733 to 3129 and encodes 798 amino acids. Gene Ontology annotation, molecular function: AMP deaminase activity.
AAGGGAAUCCUAGGACAGUAAUAAUAGCGAUGUUUUACUAGGCGCUGACUUUGUGCCAGGCACCGUGCAAAACUGCGUAACGUUUAAUCCUCACAACCGCUCCUUUGAGUGAGGCACGCGAUUGCCCCAUCGCAUUUCCCUGAGGAGGAAGCUGACGUGCAAAACUUGCCCAAGACUCGGCCCGGCCGGCCGCGGAGAGGCGGCUGCCCUGGCGGCUCCGGGAAGAAGGGAAGUGGCGGGGGCGGGGCCGGCGGCCGGGGCGGGGCCUCGGGUUUGGCUGGGCCGAAGGCCGCGGAGACGCGCGGAGACGCGCGGCUGCGCCGGUGAGGUGUGGAUGGGGUCGCACCUGUUGCCGGACUGCCCCGCAGCCCAGCGACAAGAGUCCGGCCCCGAGUAUCCAGAGAGGGUGGAGAGACGCCCAGACGAGCUCCGGCUCCCGCUCUCUGGGGAGCACGUGGCCGGCCCGCCUCUCGAGUGCCGGGCUGGGGGUCGGGACUGCGGGGUCUCCAAGGCCAGGGCAGCGGUCUGGGUAGGCUGGGGGCCGCCUCCCUCCAGCCGGCACUUUUGAAAGACUGCCUUACUUCCCCCAUCUCAGGGUCAGGGCCGGGGCCCUUGGAGCGACUCGGCCGGGGUCUGGGCCGCAGCCCUCCUGUCCUCCGUCGGGACCCCGGCUUCCCGGCUGUGCAUACCCUGGCGGGCAGCCUCGCCGGUCCCCCUCGGGGAGCAGGCAUAAUGGCCUCAGAGGCUCGGGGUGGGCUGGGGGCCCCUCCGCUGCAGUCUGCCCGAUCCCUGCCAGGCCCUGCCCCCUGCCUCAAGCACUUCCCGCUUGACCUGCGCACGUCUAUGGAUGGCAAAUGCAAGGAGAUCGCCGAGGAGCUGUUCAGCCGCUCCCUAGCUGAGAGCGAGCUCCGUAGCGCCCCGUACGAGUUCCCCGAGGAGAGCCCCAUUGAGCAGCUGGAGGAGCGGCGGCAGCGGCUGGAACGGCAGAUCAGCCAGGAUGUCAAGCUGGAGCCGGACAUCCUGCUUCGGGCCAAGCAAGAUUUCCUGAAGACAGACAGUGAAUCGGACCUCCAGCUCUACAAGGAGCAGGGUGAGGGACAGGGCGACCGGGGCCUGCGGGAGCGCGAUGUGGUGCUGGAAAGAGAAUUUCAGCGGGUCACCAUCUCUGGGGAGGAGAAGUGUGGAGUACCAUUCACAGACCUCCUGGACGCAGCCAAGAGUGUGGUGCGGGCUCUUUUCAUCCGGGAGAAGUACAUGGCCCUGUCGCUUCAAAGCUUCUGCCCCACCACCCGCCGGUACCUGCAGCAGCUGGCCGAGAAGCCUCUGGAGACGCGGACCUACGAGCAGGGCCCCGACACCCCUGUGUCCGCUGAUGCCCCGGUACACCCCCCUGCGCUGGAACAGCACCCGUAUGAGCACUGUGAGCCCAGCACCAUGCCUGGGGACCUGGGCUUGGGUCUGCGCAUGGUGCGGGGCGUGAUGCACGUCUAUACCCGCAGGGAACCCGAUGAGCAUUGCUCAGAGGUGGAGCUGCCAUACCCUGACCUGCAGGAAUUUGUGGCAGACGUCAAUGUGCUGAUGGCCCUGAUUAUCAACGGCCCCAUAAAGUCAUUCUGCUACCGCCGGCUGCAAUACCUGAGCUCCAAGUUCCAGAUGCAUGUGCUGCUCAACGAGAUGAAGGAGCUGGCUGCCCAGAAGAAGGUGCCACACCGAGAUUUCUACAACAUUCGCAAGGUGGACACGCACAUCCAUGCCUCGUCCUGCAUGAACCAGAAGCAUCUGCUGCGCUUCAUCAAGCGGGCGAUGAAGCGACACCUGGAGGAGAUCGUGCACGUGGAGCAGGGCCGCGAGCAGACACUGCGGGAGGUGUUCGAGAGCAUGAAUCUCACUGCCUACGACCUGAGUGUGGACACGCUCGAUGUGCACGCGGACAGGAACACCUUCCAUCGCUUUGACAAGUUCAAUGCCAAAUACAACCCUAUUGGGGAGUCCGUUCUCCGAGAGAUCUUCAUCAAGACCGACAACAGAGUUUCUGGGAAAUACUUUGCUCACAUCAUCAAGGAGGUCAUGUCGGACCUGGAGGAGAGCAAAUACCAGAAUGCGGAGCUGCGGCUCUCCAUCUACGGGCGCUCAAGAGACGAGUGGGACAAGCUGGCACGCUGGGCUGUGAUGCACCGUGUGCACUCUCCCAAUGUGCGCUGGCUCGUGCAGGUGCCCCGCCUCUUUGAUGUGUACCGUACCAAGGGCCAGCUGGCCAACUUCCAGGAGAUGCUGGAGAACAUCUUCCUGCCACUGUUUGAGGCCACCGUGCACCCUGCCAGCCACCCGGAGCUGCACCUCUUCUUGGAACAUGUGGAUGGCUUUGACAGUGUGGAUGAUGAGUCCAAGCCUGAGAACCACGUCUUCAACCUGGAGAGCCCCCUCCCUGAGGCCUGGGUGGAGGAGGACAACCCACCCUAUGCCUACUACCUAUACUACACCUUCGCCAACAUGGCCAUGCUGAACCACCUGCGCAGGCAGAGGGGCUUCCACACAUUUGUGCUGAGGCCGCACUGCGGGGAGGCUGGGCCCAUCCACCACCUGGUGUCGGCCUUCAUGUUGGCUGAGAACAUCUCGCACGGGCUGCUUCUGCGCAAGGCCCCGGUCCUGCAGUACCUGUAUUACCUGGCCCAGAUAGGCAUCGCCAUGUCCCCGCUCAGCAACAACAGCCUCUUCCUCAGCUACCACCGGAACCCACUACCUGAGUACCUGUCCCGUGGCCUCAUGGUCUCGCUGUCCACUGAUGACCCCCUGCAGUUCCACUUCACCAAGGAGCCGCUGAUGGAGGAGUACAGCAUCGCCACCCAGGUGUGGAAGCUCAGCUCCUGUGACAUGUGUGAGCUGGCACGCAACAGUGUGCUCAUGAGCGGCUUCUCCCACAAGGUGAAGAGCCACUGGCUGGGACCCAACUAUACCAAGGAGGGCCCCGAGGGCAACGACAUCCGCCGUACCAAUGUGCCGGACAUCCGCGUGGGCUACCGCUACGAAACGCUGUGCCAGGAGCUGGCACUUAUCACGCAGGCCAUCCAGAGCGAGAUGCUGGAAACCAUCCCAGAGGAGAUGGGUGUCACAAGCCCGGGGCCUCAGUGAGCCUGGCCCGCACAGUGCCCACUGCGUCUCAGCAUCUUGGCCAUGUUUUGUCCUUGGACCCCUCCCACCCUGCUCUGGUCUCUGCAUGUGUCCGUUCUUCUUUGUUCUGUCCUGCAUGUUUCUGACCUAUAUCUGUCCCUGUGCCACCCCAGUGAGAGUGGUGUCCAGGAUCUGCUCUGCCCUUGUCUUGGCUCAUGUGGCACCUGAUGGCCCAGGUUUGAGGGCUGCCCUGCUGGUAGCCCUGUCUCAGGAUCCUCUGAAGCCUAGCUGUCCACAGGGGCUAGGGUUGGUUGUGGGGGGCUGGCCCCUCUAGCCCUUAGGGUCCUGCCUGGGCAAAUCUGAGCUUUGGCCAUGGCUUGCGUUUAGGCCCCCACCUGGUUCAUGUGCCUGAGGGGCAGUCAGGGUGGAGCCUGUACAUGUCUGCUGCAGGCAUGGGGCUGCCGGGGGUCUGCGGGCUCCAGAAGCUCUGCGUGGCUAGAGUUGGGCUGAGAGCUCAGUCACAGCCCUGGUGCCUGGAAUCGGGCCUCGGAGGUGCUGGACCACCACCUCUGCCAAGUCACUGCCAGCAGCCUUCUCCGUCCUUCCUCCGGUCCACGUGCUCCUUUGGUAUCAGCUUCGUGUGCUUCUGUGGGAGGGAGCAGCCACCCUGUGCCAUGUCUGGGGCCACUGCAGCCGGAGGGUCCUGGAUCUGCCACCAGCCCUGAGGGUGGCAUUCCUGGUAUGGUCCCCAGAAUUUUGACCAGACCUGGACCCUGGCUGGUCCCCUGUGUUGUGUCCUGGACCGAGGCCUUUGCUGUGAAAUGCAGUGUUUCAUACAAUCCCAUCUUUCCUAGUGCAUGAGAAAUAAAGAUUAUUUAAGUAAUGCG